GAACUGCUAUAUAAACAAAUUAAGACAUUCUGGUAUUGGCGUAAUUGUCAGUCAAUUGUUUGGAUCAGAGCUGUGCCAGAGACAUGGCGAAACCCUCAAAGCGAUUGUUCGCGGUUCUCUCCCUUUUUGUUCUUCUGCAGCAGUUUUCACCAGCCUUCACUGCCGACUUGUCAAGGCAUAGAAUCAYUCACUCCAAGGAGAAGAGAACGGAUCAAGCGAAAGACAGCUCAAACGAUAAAGAAAUACAAGAAAACAGCGAAAAGCGAUCAGCCCGGAAUAAAGUUCUUGGGACAGCUCUAAGACAACUUUGGAAGCUUCUGGGGAAAGAUUCCAUCAUCAAAAAGAUCAAAUUUGUUGCACAGGUCACUUCAACGAUAACCACAGCUACAAACCUCGGCCUUACUAUUACCAGAGCCAUAGGGGGAUGUGGUGCUAUUGCUCCAGAACUCACUGAGAAUUGGGCAAAAUAUCAGAAAUUAGAUGAGGAAUUCUGGCCAAUAAGCAGACAAAUUGACGAAAUCAAUCUUCAAGCCGAAAGUCGACAAAUCUACAUCAACACAAGCUUCUACGAGUACAGAAGAACCAGGGACAAACUUCAAAAUAUUGCAGAUGAAAAGGAAAGAAUAUUCAAUUCACUUGGUUCUGAAGUGUUAAGUAGUGCCAGAAAUUCUUCUGACAAAAUAGAGCAACUCGCCAUGGAAAAAAACCGAACUGGUGAAGAAAUCAAAGACACUGAGAUUUAUCUGGGAUAUAAGGAAGGUCURGACCUGGCCUUGGACUUGGCGAAACCUUCUCUAAGUUUGAUCAUUAAGGGAAUCAAAUUAUUUUGGAAUUCUUAUCUUAGGGAUACAGUCAUCGGCAAGAAAAUCACGAAGUUAUCAGAGACCAUUAAGAACAAAAUCACCAGUAUUCUGAGCAGUGAUCCUAACAAGCCAAGUCUGGGGCAAAGAAUCAAGGCCAGUAGAAUAAUGAACACUAGAUUUGGAAAAGGUCUACAGGCAAUAGGAAGCUCGAUUAAGUCUAAGUUAGUCAGGUCAGCCACGCGCUUCAAGAGUAUUACUAAAAGACUUGUUCCUUUAGCGAAGUUGGCAGGGGCGGCAUACGGUAUAUGGAAGGUGUUCUCUCAAAUCAAGGAAUGCACAGACAUGGCCGAGAAGUCGAGGGAGAGUGUAGAGAAGAUGACUGAAAUGUUAGARAAAACAAAAAAAAUUUUAGCCGACGUGAAAGCUUCUAAUGAUGAAAUACAAUCGGCAUUCGAUGAAAUAAAUGYCUUUACUUUUGACGAAACAUUGUUGGAUGCUAUAAGCCAACUGAAAGACAUGAUGAGCGAUUCCACCAUUGUACUUGAAACGGACGAUAGUCGAACAGUUGUCGCGGAAUUGAGGUCCUAUCUUGAUGGUAAGGAUACUAUCACAGCACCUGAUAACAACAAGCUCAUUAUAGCCAACUUGCAAACAAAUUUGAACGAUGCCUUGCACAGAAUCCCUUUUACUCUAGAGUGCUACACUAUUAAAGGUCAGUUUUACAACAGUGUAAAAUCAGAUUGCGCUACUGGUCAAGGAUCGAUGGGAAGCAUUUAUGAAAGGGUGAAGAGGCAUAGAGGUAUAGACGAAGCAUCCAGCAAGUGUACAGAAAGAACUGGAAACCUGUUUCCACCACUUGCUGACGUGACUGCUGCCUGGGAAAAAUGGGUGUCUGAAAAUCCAGAGAAUAACAAGAUUUGUCUUAUGAAUGACGACUGGGUUGUAAACAAAGUCAUAGAACAACUACAAAAAGGAGAGAAUGACCCUAAAAAAAUCGCCGAUGUUAUCGGCAAGGGCGAAGCAGAAGAUGAGGUCCAAGCCAUGAUUGACAUCCUUAAGGAUGACCCAAGAGUUAAUCAGCUGUCAGAUACUGUACAAAAAUUGAUUUGCGAUCUAAGAAACGCUGUUAAUGAGGGUCAUAUGACCAUUGACGUGGCACUAGGGAUUGUCAAUGGCAGCUCUCCCAACCGAAAGGUUACCGAGGAUGAUUUCAACAAACAUGUACUCCUGUGUAGUCAAUAGAUUUACCAUGAAUACUGCACUUAAACAUUGAAAUAUUGAAACCGGCCAAACAUACAAAAACGAUGGAGUUUUGAUAAUUUUUAAAGUUAAAAAAGGAAAAAUGAAGAAAGUCAACUAAGAAACACCUGUAAAAAACCUUUAAAGAAAUAAAUUCAGAGCAAGUCAAAAA
This is a messenger RNA of Exaiptasia diaphana, 2214 nucleotides long. RefSeq lists its product as uncharacterized. Bases 84 to 2045 code for a protein of 653 amino acids. The record is from RefSeq and is a predicted model, not a curated record. The transcript has 12 exons. Lineage: Eukaryota; Metazoa; Cnidaria; Anthozoa; Actiniaria; Aiptasiidae.